Messenger RNA from Symbiodinium pilosum, 565 nucleotides. NCBI's taxonomy places the organism in Eukaryota, Dinophyceae, Suessiales, Symbiodiniaceae. The record is from the annotation of a GenBank genome assembly.
GCUGUGUCUCAUUGCUGGCGGCGCGGGCGCGAGGUCUGACCUUCACAUAGACCCGCUGGCAUGGACUGGCUGGAACUGCCUGAUCCACGGAAGGAAGCUUUGGCACUUCUACCCUGAUGUGCCGCAGAACGCUGAAGCGUUCCGACCCAUCAAAAGACCGUUCGGCAUUAGCAGAGGAGGUGCCACAGCUACGCAGCAUUGUACUAUUGGCACUGGCUGGCACAGUGAUGUCGACCUUUUUGCCCAUCGCACUGCUGGCCCAAAGGUGAUAUUGCAGGCAGACUUCGAGAGAUUUCCGCAUGCGAAGGGGUGCACCCCGCCUCUGGAGCAUGUGCAGGAGGCAGGUGAGACCUUGAUUUUUCCUGGGCGUUGGUGGCAUCAGACAUACCACCUGGAGCCAACUUUAGGCUUCGCGGGCCAGGUGCUGAAUGAAGAGAACCUGAAGCAGGUUCUUGGACACAUCAUCACCUGGUGCGGCUUAGAAGCCGAAGGCGAAGAGUUCUGGAGACAGGAGCCAAAGGCCUUGAUUGCACAGGUGCUUGGCGAGGCGAUUGACUCAAUGUGA